CCAGGAGGGCCGGGGGCUCAGCACCGGGAGCCCCGCUGCAGAUGAAGCCCUGGGAGAGGUGCUGGAGCAUCCCAUGCUGUCCUGCCCGGACUGGAAAAGGACAAGACGGAGAGCAGCCACGAGACUUGCUGGGACCUGUGCUGACUCGUGCCACACAAGAUGACAGCAAGAGACGGGCCCCAAGAUAGGUACAAGGCUGUCUGGCUGAUCUUCUUCAUCCUCGGCCUGGGAACGCUGCUGCCAUGGAAUUUCUUCAUGACUGCCAGGGAGUAUUUCAUCAGCCGCCUUGCAGACCCGGAGCAGAAGAGCCCCUUGUCGAACCAGACCGGUGAGGCUCCCUCGUCCCGCUCCUACCUGCAGUCCAUGUUUGACAACUUCAUGACUCUCUGCGCCAUGGUGCCCCUCCUCAUCUUCACCUGCCUCAACUCCUUCAUCCACCAGCGGAUUCCCCAGCAGAUCCGCAUCUCAGGCAGCCUGGUGGCCAUUGGGCUGGUGUUUUUAGUCACUGCGAUUAUGGUGAAGGUCACCAUGGAGCCUUUUCCCUUCUUCAUCUUUACCAUGAUCAGCAUCGUCUUCAUCAACUCCUUCGGUGCCAUCCUCCAGGGCAGCCUCUUUGGGCUGGCAGGGCUCCUGCCUGCCAGCUACACAGCUCCUAUCAUGAGUGGGCAAGGCUUGGCGGGCACCUUUGCCGCUUUGGCGAUGAUCUUCAGUAUUGCCAUUGGUGCCCAGCAACCCGAGAGCUUCAUCGGUUACUUUACCACGGCCUGUGUGGCGAUCGUGCUGGCAAUUUUCUCCUACAUCCUUCUGCCUCGCAUGGAUUUCUUCCGAUACUACUCCAUGAAGGACAAGACAGAGUAUCGUGUGUACAAUGCAGAGCUGGAGACCAAGAGAGACCUGAUUAAGAAAGACGAGCCCAAUGGGAUGGAGCAGAAUAACUCAAAGAUCAUCCCUGUCUACAACCCUGAUGAGAAGCCCUCGGUCAUUGCUAUUUUUAAGAAGCUCUGGAUCAUGGCUGUGUCUGUCUGCUUUGUCUUCACGGUCACCAUCGGCGUCUUUCCUUCCAUCACAGCUAAGGUGUCCACUGUCCUCGGAGAGGGAAACAAAUGGG
Messenger RNA from Cariama cristata (Red-legged seriema), 1108 nucleotides. It is a transcript of the gene SLC29A1, whose product is annotated as solute carrier family 29 (equilibrative nucleoside transporter), member 1. The record is from RefSeq and is a predicted model, not a curated record. Gene Ontology annotation, cellular component: plasma membrane. Lineage: Eukaryota; Metazoa; Chordata; Aves; Cariamiformes; Cariamidae. The transcript is spliced from 10 exons. Gene Ontology annotation, biological process: nucleoside transmembrane transport; uridine transmembrane transport. The annotation marks the transcript as partial. Gene Ontology annotation, molecular function: nucleoside transmembrane transporter activity.